AUGGAAGAAACUCAUAGCAAUCAAACCACACCUCCUCCUGCCACCAACAUUUUUUUCCUCUCUAAUUACUUGAAGAAUCUUUCAAAAACCCCACAAAGGCUAAGGAAGAGGGUUCUGGCCACAUGGACUCCAGAACAAGAACUCAAUCAAAUGAGGCUAAGGUCUGGUGCUGACAUGAAAAGAAAACUCACAUGGUAUGACCUUAUUGCCCUUGGUGUCGGCGGUAUGCUUGGCGUUGGGGUUUUUGUGACAACCGGACCUGUGGCUAAAGAUAAAUCUGGGCCUGCUGUUCUUGUGUCGUAUAUCAUUGCUGGAAUAUCGGCUCUUUUCUCUUCUUUGUGUUACACUGAGUUCUCCAUCCAAAUUCCAGUUGCUGGUGGUGCCUUUAGUUAUCUAAGAGUCACGUUCGGAGAAUUUGUGGGGUAUAUUGCGGGGGCAAAUAUUCUAAUGGAGUAUGUGCUAUCAAAUGCCGCCGUUGCAAGGAGUUUCACAGAAUAUUUGUGCACUACUUUUGGGCAGGAAGAUCCGAACGCGUGGAGAAUUGAAGUACAUGGUUUAAUGAAAGGUUACAACAUGUUGGAUUUCCCAGCUGUUGUUCUCAUUGUUCUUCUGACUCUUUGCCUAUGCCGGAGCACCAAGGAGAGCUCCAUGUUAAACAUUAUCAUGACAAUAUUUCAUCUGGUGUUCUUUGGAUUCAUAAUAAUUGCUGGUAUAUGCUAUGGAAACACGGACAACUUAAUCCAGCCGGAAGGCUUAGCUCCUUAUGGUGUGAAAGGGGUCAUCGAUGGUGCAGCCAUUGUUUACUUCAGCUACAUUGGGUACGAUUCGGUCUCCACAAUGGCUGAAGAGAUCAGAAACCCUUCCAAGAGCCUUCCGUUGGGCAUAGUUGGCUCCGUCCUGAUAGUUUCUGUCAUCUAUUGCCUUAUGGCUUUGUCAUUGUGCAUGAUGGUUCCCUAUAACAAGAUAUCGAGCAAUGCAUCAUUUUCAAUUGCUUUCCAAAACAUCGGGUGGAAAUGGGCUAGCAACAUUGUUGGAGCAGGCGCUAGUUUGGGAAUCGUGGCAUCUCUUCUCGUAGCAAUGCUUGGCCAGGCACGAUAUUUGUGUGUUAUUGGUAGAGCUCGGCUUGUGCCAUCUUGGUUCGCUAAGGUGCACCCUACAACCGGAACCCCUCAGAACGCCACAAUCUUUCUAGGGUUUUGUCAAGCCUCCAUAGCCCUAUUCACAGAACUCAGCAUUGUACUAGAGAUGAUCUCAAUCGGCACCCUCUUGGUGUUUUACCUAGUGGCCAACGCGCUAAUCUACCACCGCUAUGCCAUCAAAAUCAACAAUCCACCAAUCUACACCAUCAUCUUUCUCAUUCUCCUUUCCGCCGCCUCCAUUGGAUUCUCCAUCUCUUGGAAAUUCACUCACCUACAAAGAUGGGGGUUGCCGACAUUUGGAGUCUGUGUCAUCGCAAUCACCGCAAUUUUUCAGUACUUGAUUCCUUCCGGUGAUAGCCAUGACCGGACAAAUUUUGAGUGGCAGGUACCAUUCAUGCCAUGGCCAGCCGCGCUAUCCAUUUUUCUGAACGUAUUUUUGAUGGCCACUUUGAAAAAGUUGUCAUAUGAGCGGUUUGGUGUGUGGACUUGUUUGAUAACUUUGUUUUAUUUGCUGUAUGGAGUUCAUUCGACGUAUCAAGCUGAAGAAAUGGGAACAGAGGGUGAUGAUGGUGGUGAUACAGCAGUGCAUUUUCCGAAUUCAAAUGGUGAACAACCUAAGCUUGAUAUUCAAGUGCUGCAAUGA
Messenger RNA from Erigeron canadensis, 1782 nucleotides. Its product is annotated as cationic amino acid transporter 6, chloroplastic-like. Lineage: Eukaryota; Viridiplantae; Streptophyta; Magnoliopsida; Asterales; Asteraceae. Gene Ontology annotation, molecular function: amino acid transmembrane transporter activity. The transcript is spliced from 5 exons. Gene Ontology annotation, cellular component: plasma membrane. The record is from RefSeq and is a predicted model, not a curated record. Gene Ontology annotation, biological process: amino acid transport; transmembrane transport. The coding region runs from base 1 to 1782 and encodes 593 amino acids.